This is a messenger RNA of Ooceraea biroi (clonal raider ant), 3252 nucleotides long. It is a transcript of the gene dve, whose product is annotated as SATB1_N and homeodomain domain-containing protein dve. NCBI's taxonomy places the organism in Eukaryota, Metazoa, Arthropoda, Insecta, Hymenoptera, Formicidae. The record is from RefSeq and is a predicted model, not a curated record. Gene Ontology annotation, molecular function: DNA-binding transcription factor activity, RNA polymerase II-specific; RNA polymerase II cis-regulatory region sequence-specific DNA binding. Gene Ontology annotation, biological process: chromatin remodeling; regulation of transcription by RNA polymerase II.
AGCGCCGCGACGCCUCGACGCGCACAGUCGCGGCUCGAACGCCGUUCCAUGCGAACGUGGGCUUUUCUCGCGGAGCGUGCUCUUCCACGGCGGCGCGAAUGACGUUUCGUUGGUGCUCGCUGAUCUCCGCGCGUUUUCUCAGGCGCAUCCAGGACGAGGAAGAGGGGAACGAUGUGAACGUGAUGAUCGUGAUCGGAUCCGCCUGCUGCGAGGAAGCCACCGCGAGACGAGGCCUGUGAAGCGAUCGAUCGAAACCCCCCGGGUUUGCCGAGCACGCACAUGUUCGAUUUUGACGGCCGGUGACGGUCCACGCGCGCUGGAACAGUGCCCCGUGGGCUCUUUCAGGGAAAUGACCGGCAACGGUGACUGAUCCUGCGAACGAGGAUCGUAGUUCAGAAUGGUGUACCCGCGCGCGACAUCCUGAAUGGACAGACGCGCCGAUCGGUGAUCGUAAACCGGACGAGACUGUAGAUCACUCUAUUUACUCCGAUUUUGAGUAUCUCCGAACUGUACGAUUGAUCGUAAUGAGUCGCGAGCACGUGUGUGAUUCUCCGCAGUCUAGUCAGAAAUACGCGCGGUCUUAUCGUAUUUAAUGUAUCACCGCUAUAUACCAAAUAGAACUUAGAGCAGAUCGUAGUGAUCGUAGGCGUGUAACCUGUUUCGCUGUAAGAGAAAUGAUCACCCACGCGUUAAUCAUUAGCAUUCACUAGUUAGGAAUUAUUAAGAACUCGGUAACGGCAGAAAGACAUUUUGCAAUAUAAAUAGGCGGACGUUUCACGCGCGUCUCGAAACGUCCCUGUGAUUCCCAUCGUGAAUAGAAAGUUCACGUCGUCGUGCGAUUAUCGAUCGAUACUUGACGUACACACGGGUGCUGAAAGUGACGCAAAGCUGGAGAGACAAGGAGAAUCGAUCGACGAAAAUUGACACUUGACUUAGAGAGACUUGAGCUCGUCACAUUCAGGCCGUCACAUUUCUCUCUUGAUGACUGACUGAUAAGUGUUCGGGAUCCGAAAAUGAACAGUACAACUUUGUGAGGACUCGAAGGCUACGCGAUAUGUCACGAAUGGCGGCGACUUCCGAGGCCCAGGCGAAACAUUGAGGUCCCAGAAGGGAAUGGAUUUUCAGAGCGCAAUGGACACUUUCGUAGAGGCAUGGAUGGCUGCUAACACGAAGACGGAUCAAGUUCAGAGCCAAGCGUUGGCAUUGACACACAAGGCCUCGCCGCCAUCGAGACCGAGCAGCGUGUCCUCGUUACCGAGGAGCCCUCAGUCUCAUCAGUCCCAGCAGUCUCAGCCGCAGAACCCUCAAACCCCAUCGGUGCACCCGCUGCAGUCGCAGACACCGCUGAGCGCGCCUCAGACGCCGUUCUCCGCGCACAAUCAGCAUCCGAAGCAAGAAAUCAGCGCAAGUCCGAAACAGGAGGGCUUCGAUCUCAGCAAAUCCGCCUCCAGCACAGCGAAAAAUCUGCCGGUGCAUUGUGUGGUGGAAACUAUUCACAAUAUCGUGGAAAGCCAUGUGAGCAGCAGCCGUGAAAAAUGGCGAAACCCCCAAGUGGAAAUGGACUCUUUCGUUAUCAUUCCGGUGGCUACGCUCUUUCAGGAUCUGGUGGGCGAGGCGCUCGUUCGGCUGGGUUACUCUAGCGAUCUGAUACCGAGCGCCAAAGGAAGCAUUGUUAUACGAAACUGGAAACCCUUGCCGAUGGAGAAAGUCGCAGAUGGGCCAUUAUUGACAGUAGGAGAUAUUCUGGCCGACAUGACGUCGGUGGCAACCCUAAAGAUUCAAGUGUACAGAUCUAGACCACCACCUCCCAGUCCGGCCGCCGAAGUUAGAAACAAAUUGCUGAGAUUGCUGCUGUUGCACAGUCAUACGCUUCUUGUCUCUGCUGGAUGCCCCUUGGACGAGAUGACUCUGCUGUCCCUCUGCAGGGGUGGCAACGAUCUCUCGGAGGAGACGAAACGGAACUUCGAGACUUGGCUGCAGCAGCAACAGAUCGGCCUCGGCAUGAACCCGAUAGCGCCGUCUUCUAACCAUCAUCAUCACACGCAAAGUCCGCAACCCGACAGCGGUGGCACGAUCGCGUCUAGUGGUGGCCCGAUCGGUCCGCCACAUCCAGCCCUGCUGCAGUAUUCGCAUAAGACGAGAAUGAGGACCAGCUUCGACUCCGAGCUGGAGCUGCCGCGCCUUCAGCGCUGGUUCGCCGAGAAUCAGCAUCCGUCGCGCGAACAGAUCCAGCACUACGUAGCGGAAUUGAACUCCCUGGAGUCGCGCCGCGGCAGGAAGCCGCUGGACGCGAACAACGUCGUCUACUGGUUCAAGAACGCCAGGGCGGCGCAGAAGAGGGCCAGCAUGAACGGCUGCAGUCCGCCCGGACUCAGUCCAAGAGGCGCCAGCAUCGUCAGCGAGGACUGUACGGACGAGGAGGAGGACACUAGGCAGCAGUCGACGUCAGGAUCGCCCUGCCCGCCGAGUAGUCCGCCUGUCGGUCCCCUGUCGUUGACCACGAGACCCGAGGAUCAGCAGCAGCCGCCACCGUCGACUCCCUCUUCGGUGAAGCAGGAAGACGCGAGGGUGUCGUCCGGUUCCGAAGACGAUGAGACGAGGCACACGGGCCCGAUUCCACCGGGAUUCUCCUUGGUGCCUAGUCCAAUGUUCGGUCACGGUAUAAUGUACAUGUCACAUUAUCUGCCGCCGCGCGGGCCAGCCGGCUGUCCCACCAGCAUGCUGGCCGACGAGAGGAGGAAGAGGAACCGGACGUUCAUCGAUCCCGUGACGGAAGUGCCGAGACUGGAGUAUUGGUUCAAGCGUAGCACCCACCCGAGCCACGCGCUCAUUCUAUCGUACACGGAGGAGCUGAACAAGAUGCCGUAUCGCCAGAAGUUCCCACGCUUGGAGCCGAAGAACGUGCAAUUCUGGUUCAAGAACCGCAGGGCCAAGAAUAAGCGGCUGAAGAUGGCUCUGUUCGAGGGCGAGUCGCCGCAACAGCAUCCAUAUCAUGCAGACUAGUUAACUUCUUCAAAUAAUAUUGAUUAGGGACAGAAACGCGUGGAGAAACGUGUGGACACGUGCACGCGAAAAUAAAGGGAAAAUCGUUAAUCGACCUGUUACUCCUUACUACCGUUGACACGCCGUGGCUUUAACGUUUACCGGCCGCAUAUUCAUUGUAAUUAUCACGUAACAAUUAAUAUAAUUAUUAUGGACUUUCAUGAGUGUAAAUACGAGAUGAUGUCGAAUAAAAAAUAUACGUCGCAAUAA